UGACGUAAGAGGUGGAUCUGGUUGCCUUGGAGACAGUUUGGCAGUGAAGUUAGGCUCGGCUUCAUAACCCCGCCCACUGUACAUAUACCCCCAGCGGCUCUGACGUCAAUGGACGUCAACCAAAGGAACACGAUGCCUCCUGCGAGCUCCGUAGCAGUCCGGUCCGGUCCGGUCCUGUGUGUGUUUGAAUAACAGCGAGUCGUGUCAGGGUGCUGUGCUCAGCCCACCAGCCCUCGGUGUUAUUAAGAAUGCCUUGUUUUGUAAACUGCUUGCAAAUAAGGACCAAGCUUUGAAAAAAAAAAAAAAAAAAAAAAAUGGAUCUUCUUGUUUUUUUUUUUUAUAGUGUAUAAAUAUUAGAUUUUUCUUGGUGUCUCGGUUUCACCAGCAUGGUCAUGGCGGAUUGUCAACAGAGACGAGGUCCGGUUCGGGUGGGUUUCUAUGACAUCGAGCGCACCUUAGGAAAAGGCAAUUUCGCUGUUGUGAAGCUGGCGCGGCACCGUAUCACCAAGACCGAGGUUGCAAUAAAGAUUAUUGACAAGUCUCAACUGGACGCUGUGAAUCUAGAGAAGAUCUACCGAGAAGUUCAGAUCAUGAAGAUGCUGAAUCACCCUCACAUUAUCAAGCUCUACCAGGUAAUGGAGACAAAAAACAUGCUGUACCUUGUAACGGAGUACGCCAAAAACGGGGAGAUUUUUGACUACCUGGCCACCCACGGGAGGCUGAGUGAACCGGAAGCGCGGCGCAAGUUCUGGCAGAUCCUGUGCGCGGUGGAGUACUGUCACGACCACAGCAUCGUGCACCGCGACCUCAAGGCAGAGAACCUGCUUCUGGACGGACACAUGAACAUCAAGAUAGCCGAUUUUGGCUUUGGUAAUUUCUUCGAGGCCGGGGAGCCCCUGACCACGUGGUGUGGGAGCCCCCCCUAUGCAGCCCCGGAGGUGUUUGAGGGGCAGCAGUACGAGGGUCCGCAGCUCGAUAUCUGGAGUCUGGGGGUGGUCCUGUAUGUGCUGGUGUGCGGAGCCCUCCCCUUCGACGGACCCUCCCUGCCUGUGCUGAGAAGGAGAGUCCUGGAGGGUCGCUUCAGGAUCCCCUACUUCAUGUCUGAAGACUGCGAGCAUCUGAUCCGGAGGAUGCUGGUUCUAGACCCUUCCAAGCGACUGACCAUCGCUCAGAUCAAGGAACACAAGUGGAUGCUGCUGGAGGUGCCAGUGCCGCGGCCCGUGCUCUACCAGCAGGGGGCGCUAGAGGACAGCGAGUCCAGGAUGGGCGAAUACAACGAACAAGUACUGCGACUCAUGCACAGCCUGGGGAUUGACCAGCACAAGACCAUCGAGUCCCUCCAGAACAAGAGUUACAAUCACUUUGCUGCUAUUUAUUACCUGCUUGUGGAGAGGCUGAAAUCUCACCGGAGCAGCUUCCCGGUGGACCAGCGGCUCGACGCUCGACAACGACGGCCAAGCACCAUCGCCGAGCCGACCGUCGCCAAGGUCAGCACUGUAGGACCUCAGGUGAGCCUUCUGCCUCACAGUGUCCGGCUGCUCCGCUCCCCAGUCCUCUCACAGGCCCCCACCUUCCCCCAAUCCUCGGGCCCUGCCGACAUCAGCUUCAUGGAGGACGACGUUGUGGGCACACCCAAGGUGAAUGGAUCCCUCCUGGAGCCCCUGCCCCCCCCAGCGGUGCGCAAGGGCUGCCCAGCGUCUCCUAGCAACAUGAUGGAGACCUCCAUCGACGAGGGGAUCGAGACGGAGGGUCCGGAGUGUGAGGAGGACCCCCUGCUGGUCUGCACUGCCUUCCAGAGCUCCCGCUACGGGCAGCGCAGGCACACCCUGUCCGAGGUCAGCAACCAGCCCGGCAUGGCUCCCAGCGCUGGGAAGCUGUUUGCUAUGAGCACUGACCCCUCUCUGGGCAGCAUGGACUCUGAGUACGAGACGGGCUCUGUCCACAGUGACCUCAGCUUACUGGAGGAGCCCCCCGGUCUGAGCAGAAUGACUCCUCCGUUCAUUGGAAUGAGACCCCCGAACCCGGCGAUGCAGGCCCUGAGCGCUCAGAAACGAGAGGCACACAACCGCUCCCCCGUGAGCUUCCGCGAGGGCCGGCGAGCCUCCGACACGUCCCUGACACAAGGAACCGUGGCAUUCCGGCAGCACCUCCAAAACCUGGCGCGGACCAAAGGGAUCCUGGAGCUCAAUAAGGUGCAGAUGCUGUACGAACGGAUGGGCUCCAGUGAAGACCCUGCCCUCGCGUCCACAGCACCCCACCUGCAAGACCUCCUGGACAGGCAGCAGCAGGGUGAACCUCCCCAGCAGCAGGAGGAUGUAGCAAUGUUCCAAAACCCAAUCCACCCUCAGUUACUGUCCCGACGGCAGAGUCUGGAGACCCAGUACCUAACGCAUAGACUGCAGGAAGCCAGUCUGUUAGCACAGGCACAGAACAGCUGUCAGAUGUACUGCAAGGAAAGCCCGAGAAGUCUGGAGCAGCAGCUUCAAGAACACAGUACGGGGGUCCAGGCUGCCGUGAGCAGCACUCCAACCCUGUCUCCCUCUCCUCCUCGCAGGCUGCACCAGAAGCGGCUCUUCCUGCAGAAACAGUCCCAGCUGCAGGCCUACUUCAACCAGAUGCAGAUCGCAGAGGGUUCCUACGCACCUCCGGACCAGCCUCCUCGGGCCCCAGUGCAGCUAGCCCAGCAGAGCCCUCAAAGCCAGGCCCAGGCUCAGCAGGUCCCGGGCCAGUACCUCAGCCCAGUACUGGAGCCCCCAGGAGAGCAGCAGCUCCAGUACGAUCCCUACCUUGGCCAGUACCCAGUCCAGACACCCAGCCACCUCUACCACCUCCCUCCGCAGCAGGAGGCUCUGAACUACAGCUACCAGCCCUGCGAGCUGGGCCCAAACCCCUCCCCCUCCCCAGAGCACUACCAGUACCCUGCGCACCCGGCAGCAAACUCCCCUCUCGCUGUCCCCGAGCUGCACAGCUCGCUGUUCGACUGCGAAAUGAUGGAGACCGUAGACCCCCAGAACGGCUUCGUCCUGGUGAACUAAACAAACACUACUACAUGAAAACGCAGUAUUACCUCCAGGAAGCACGGGGAGGGGAAAGCAGGGAGGAGGAGCAAUUUGUUUUUUCCUUCAAGGAUUUUUUUGCCCUAGCGACCGGGAGAACAUGGGUCGACCAAAAUGAGACGGGUACGUGAGACGAACUGACCGCCCCUGAACCCGUUUGGACCACAGCGAGGGACUGGAGCGUUUAGCAAGAGUUUCAUCGCUGAAGGUACACCUCAAUUUAAGCACAACAACUUUUUAGAUAGGAAAAACACUGCGCAUUGCACACAGGCCUCCUUCAGCACGGAUGAGCUGGUUUAACACAGGCAGUGCGGACGGCAUUGCUGUGCAACAUUAAAGCAAUACUUUCACGACUGUAGGAAGUCCAGCACAGUUGCUGCUAGGGUGGUUCUUGUAGAUCCUCGGUCAUAGACUGGAGAUCUCUUCACACUGGACCCUGUCGUUGAACCUUUACGACUGACCUUACAUGAAGCUUCAUCUUUUUAUUUGAUUGAUUGAUUUAAAGGGGCGUGCAUUUUCUUGUGAAAUAUUUUUCAGAAAUGUGUAAAAGAAGAACUGAGGACAAUAAACUGAAGUGGAUUUGAAAGAAGAAAAAAAAGAACACCUGUAAUUUUAAGAGACACAUUUAAAUAGAAGCUCUGUAACCCGUUCAGGGACGUGAGAUCAGCUGUGGACAGGAAACGAUCUCCCUGUCUGAGUGCAGCUCUGUAGCGAGCUUCCUGUCUGACUGCAGCUCUGGUCUCGGUGCUGCAUAAUGUUUAGUGCUUGUUUAUCAACAACACAAAAACUGUACUUUAAAACAAAACAAAUUCUAACAUUGCUGGUCGUCUAAUGAAGCUUUGUAUAAAUUAGGGUUUUAGAAAUUGUAUGGAAAUGUUCCUUUCAAGAAACACGUGUGUGUACUAGUGCUGUGCCUUUCUUUAAUUUAAAAUGAAAGAUUUGUAUUUUUUAGUUUUUGUCUGGAAUAUUGGGUAAAGUCCCAUUUAUACAAAAAGGUACAAACCAAAGUCCUGUGAGUGUUUGUGCUGCUUUGGUGUUGUGUUCCACUGUGUGGAGUACAGGACGGACCUUUCCACUUAUUUCAAAGAGAAACUAGCUUCAAACCUCAUUUCAAUUGCUUUUUGUUUUGUUAUUUCCUGUUUGACGAUGUUUGCAAUCAUUCAGAGCGGGUCACAUGCUUCUCCAGCAUCGAGUCUUCACAGCGCUGAGCUUGUAGAACACCUUCCUCAUUCCAUUCAAAUCACAUGACACCUUUCAACCCUGCCAGCCCCGCCCACUCUACACACGCAGACAGAGCAGUUCCAUUCAAAUCACAUGACACCUUUCAACCCUGCCAGCCCUGCCCACUCUACACACGCAGACAGAGCAGUUCCAUUCAAAUCACAUGACACCUUUCAACCCUGCCAGCCCUGCCCACUCUACACACGCAGACAGAGCAGUUCCAUAUAAAUCACAUGACGCCUUUCAGCCCCGCCCACUCUACACACGCAGAGACAGAGAGCAGUUCCAUCAAAUCACAUGACACCUUUCAACCCUGCCAGCCCCGCCCACUCUACACACGUAGACAGAGAGCAGAACCAAACAAACAUCAGUGAGACGAGGAACUUCUGCCCAGCGAAGCUCAUCGGCUUCCGAGCAGCUGAUUGAUCUCAAAGUGAUUCAGCUUCGACAACAUGACUAGGUAACCCAUCCCAUUCCCUCAGCACUCUCUGUGUGAAGAAGAGUCUCCUUCAUCAUCAUGACUAGAUAACCCAUCCCAUCCCCUCAGCACUCUCUGUGUGAAGAAGAGUCUCCUUCAACAACAUGACUAGAUAACCCAUCCCAUCCCCUCAGCACUCUCUGUGUGAAGAAGAGUCUCCUUCAGCAACAUGACUAGAUAACCCAUCCCAUCCCCUCAGCUCUCUCUGUGUGAAGAAGAGUCUCCUUCAACAACAUGACUAGGUAACCCAUCCCAUUCCCUCAGCACCGUGUGAAGAAAUGUCUCCUUCAGCAACAUGACUAGGUAACCCACUCCAUCCCCUCAACACUCUCUGUGUGAAGAGUCUCUUUCCCUCUGUCCUGAGUCUAUUUCCAAGUAUUGGUAGGAUUAACUCCUUUUAAGAUUUGAAGGACCACAUCAUGCCCCCCCUUUUUUUUUCCAGGCUCAAUAGAUUCAGUUCUUUCAGCCUCUCUUCGUAUCUCAGUCCUUUAAAUCCUGCUGGGUUUACUCUACUUGCUAGUCUUCAGACUCUGUCCAGGGCAUUAAUGUCCCUUUAGUCCUGUGGCGACAGGACUGAGCUUAGUGUGUGGGCUAGCAGUCAUAGUGUCACAUGAUUUGAGAGGACAGAGGAUGGCUACUCAGUCAUAGUGUCACAUGAUUUGAGAGGACAGAGGAUGGCUACUCAGUCAUAGUGUCACAUGAUUUGAGAGGACAGAGGAUGGUUAUUCAAUCAAUAAGGAGCAACAGAACCAAUCUGGAUGAUUGCAAAGAUCUUACAAGAGUAAGAGAAAUUUUAAAAACUUGAUUCAAAUGAUAUCUGAAGCGACAUUCUCUUUCAUAGUUGCUUCUGGUCAAUCAGUAUAUGCCGUAUAAAGUAUUAUAGCAAUAUUUAUAAUAAAGAUUAAUAAUAGUAAUUGUGUCAUUCAAUGGUGUUUGUAUCACUUCACACAACAGACACGUAUUGAACAGCCACACGCAUCAGUGUUCACCACACAUAAGCUACCUUGCUGUUGAGAAUAAAAAAAAAAAUUGACUUCAUUGAACAA
This is a messenger RNA of Acipenser ruthenus (sterlet), 5801 nucleotides long. Its product is annotated as serine/threonine-protein kinase SIK2-like. Gene Ontology annotation, molecular function: ATP binding; tau-protein kinase activity; protein serine/threonine kinase activity. The record is from RefSeq and is a predicted model, not a curated record. Bases 387 to 3035 code for a protein of 882 amino acids. Gene Ontology annotation, cellular component: cytoplasm. The transcript is spliced from 15 exons. NCBI's taxonomy places the organism in Eukaryota, Metazoa, Chordata, Actinopteri, Acipenseriformes, Acipenseridae. Gene Ontology annotation, biological process: protein phosphorylation; microtubule cytoskeleton organization; intracellular signal transduction.